Molecule: messenger RNA, 1645 nt
Organism: Erigeron canadensis
Lineage: Eukaryota; Viridiplantae; Streptophyta; Magnoliopsida; Asterales; Asteraceae
Product: disease resistance protein Roq1-like
Exons: 2
Coding region: 1-966 (321 amino acids)
Biological process (GO): defense response; signal transduction
Molecular function (GO): ADP binding
Source: RefSeq, a predicted model, not a curated record
AUGCCUCGAUGGAAAUAUGAUGUGUUUGUAAGUUUUAGAGGUGAAGAUAUUCGUAAAAGCUUCAUUGAUCAUCUUUUCAAAAAUUUUAAGCAAAACGGAAUUCAUGCUUUUAGAGAUGAUAGUGAAUUGCCUAGAGGAGAAGAAAUAUCUCCUCAACUCUAUAAAGCCAUUGAGAAUUCGAGGUUUUUGAUAGUUAUCUUCUCCAAAAAUUAUGCUUCUUCAUCAUGGUGUCUGAGGGAACUUGUGAAAAUUCUCAAUGCCAAGCAGUUGGAAAUACCAAAACAUGAAGUUCGAAUCUUAUUUUAUGAUGUUAAGCCUGAAGUGGUGAGGAAACAAACUAAGAGCUAUGCCGAAGCAUUUGACAAAUAUGAGGUAUCAAAUCGAGCAGAGGUAGAUGAAUGGAAGGAAGCUCUAACAAUGGCAGCUAGCUUAUCUGGAUGGGAUCUCAGUGACAUGACAAAUGGAUAUGAGUCCAAGUUCAUUGAUUGCAUAACCAAAGAUAUCCGGAAAACGUUAUGUUCUAUGCCCUUGCAUGUUGGUGAGAACCUAGUAGGUAUAGAUGCUCGUUUAAAUAAACUGAACUUGGUGCGCUUUAUUCGGUCAAGUAAGGUUAACAUGAUUGCAAUUUGUGGGAUUAGUGGAAUGGGAAAGACUACCCUCGCCAAAGCUAUUUAUAACGAGAUAUAUACCUACUUUGAGGGAAGUUGCUUUUGUGAGGAUGUCUCAAAGCGGCAUGACCUAACUCAAGUCCAAACGCAACUUGUUAAUAAGAUCAUGAAAAGUGAAAAUGUGAAGAUAACCAAUAAUAGUGAAGGAGUUCAGGUGAUAAAACAACGGGUAGCAUGUGAACCGAUCUUGGUUGUUUUGGAUGAUGUAGAUCAUCGUGAGCAGUUAGAAGCACUUGCAGGUUCAUGUCACUGGUUUUGCCCAGGGAGUUUGAUAGUUUUCACCGGUAAAGAUAAAUAGUUGCUAAGAUCUCAUGGAGUGGAUGAAAUCUACGAAAUGAAGUUUUUAGAUGAUUCUGAAGGAAUUAAGCUUUUUUCUUUGUACGCUUUUCGCCAAACAUAUCCUACACAUGAUUUCAACGACCUCGCCUACCAACUUGUGAAAUAUUUGCAAGGGCACCCUUUGGCGCUUAAAGUCAUUGGUAGUGCUUUAUUUGAAAAGCCCGCUCAUAUCUGGAGAAGUGAAUUGGAGACACUCCAAAUGUCUCUUAACUCAGAGAUUCAACAAAAACUGCGACCAACUUUUGAUUUGCUAGACUUUGAUCAAAAAAGAAUCUUUCUUGAUAUUGCUUGUUCCUUGAUAGGGGAAAAUAUAGAUCUUUCUGCAAGUGUACUCAGCAUUAAUUGUUCUGCGGUUGCUAAUAUUGAUGUUCUAGUCAAUAAAUCUCUAAUUGCAAUAUCACCAUAUGAUUUCUCAAUUCAUAUGCAUGAAUUGAUUCGAAACAUGGCAAGGGAAGUUCAGCGGCGUGAAGAAUCAGACAGGCCUGUCCGAUUAUGGAGUCCAUCAGAGGUUUACGCUCUACUUGGUGAAAACAAAGUAUAAGAAAUUAUAUAUUCUUCUCUUUUUAAUAUAAGCUACAUGUUUGGCUACUCAAACAGUCUAAUGAUAUUAUUACUUGUAUCCAGGUAACAAAAAUAAC